AUGGCUCCUAUAGUCGUUGAAGAAGCUCAUUUUGCAGAAAUGCCUCUGGCCGUUGGUGUGGUCAGUGUAUUCGGCCUGGUCUUCAGCGUCUCCAUGUUUUCAUGGAUCUGCUGCCAACGCAAAGCUAACAAGACCAACAAAACCCCGCCCUACAAAUUCGUCCACAUGCUGAAGGGCGUGGACAUCUACCCAGAGAGCUUGAGUGGCAAGAAGAAAUUUGGGGCCGGGGAAAAGACCCCGGAGCCCCCUUCUGGCAAACAGUCCCCCAGCCCCAUCGGGGUGAGGACCGGCCUCCACCUAGACCUGGAGAAACGCGAUUUGAACGGUAACUUCACGAAACCUCCUUCCCUCCACCCCAAAGUACGCAGCUCCCCAGACCUGGAGCUCCCGUCCCCGCACCAGGCGUUCAGGCAAGGGGGCCAAGAUCCAGUGACCCCAGAGAGCAACCUCUCCAGCCAGACCCCGACCCCUGCCGAAAAGCCCCAGGACAAGGAUGGGGGUGUGGGGACGCUCUUCUUCUCUCUCGAAUACAACUUCGAGAAGAAGGCCUUCAUGGUGCACAUCAAGGAGGCUCACGGCCUGUCUGCCAUGGACGAACAGUCGUUCACCUCCGACCCUUACAUCAAGCUCACCCUGCUGCCCGAGAAGAAGCACAAGGUCAAGACGCGCGUGCUGAGGAAAACCCUGGAUCCGGCGUUCGACGAGACCUUCAGCUUUUACGGGAUCCCUCACUCCCGCGUCUCCCAGUUGGCCCUGCAUUUCAUGGUCCUCAGUUUCGACCGCUUCUCUCGCGACGAGGUCAUCGGGGAGACCCUGGUCCCGCUGGCCGACAUCGACCUCUCCGAAGGGCGUGUCCUCAUGAGUCGUGACAUCAUCAAGCGGAACAGGAGGAGCGCCGGCAGAGGGGAACUCCUGCUGUCCCUAUGCUAUCAGUCCACCACUAGCACGCUGACUGUCGUCGUGUUGAAGGCUCGCCAUUUGCCCAAGACCGACAACAACGGACCCUCAGACCCAUAUGUGAAGGUGAAUCUGUACCAGGGGAAAAAACGGGUCUGUAAGAAGAAGACUCACGUGAAAAAGUGUGCCCCGAACCCCGUCUUCAACGAGCUGUUCGUCUUCGACGUCCCGUCCGAGGAGGGCCUGAGAGACACCAGUGUGGAGCUACUGCUGCUGGACUCUGAUAGGACGGCCCGCGCGCCAAUCAUCGGCCGUCUCGUCCUCGGCACCUCCUCCCCGGGCACUCCGGGCGAGCACUGGCGUGAGAUCUGCGAUCACCCACGGCGACAGAUCGCCAAGUGGCAUGCGCUGUCCGAAGACUAG
Chanos chanos (milkfish) is the source of this 1320-nucleotide messenger RNA. RefSeq names its product synaptotagmin IV (gene syt4). The record is from RefSeq and is a predicted model, not a curated record. The coding region runs from base 1 to 1320 and encodes 439 amino acids. The transcript has 4 exons. NCBI's taxonomy places the organism in Eukaryota, Metazoa, Chordata, Actinopteri, Gonorynchiformes, Chanidae. Gene Ontology annotation, biological process: vesicle fusion; calcium ion-regulated exocytosis of neurotransmitter. Gene Ontology annotation, molecular function: clathrin binding; calcium ion binding; calcium-dependent phospholipid binding. Gene Ontology annotation, cellular component: synapse; axon; plasma membrane.